UCUGUCGAGGACUUGUUUACUUCCGGGGCAAUAUUGAUUACUUUGAUUAUUGACAAUCAACUUUUGACCAUAAAUUCCUGACCAGAUUUUCAUUACAAUUAAUCGUCGAAUAUUGCUGUUUCGUAUAACUUAAAUAGUUUGAAUGCCUUCAAACAUGGGUGACAUGGAUGAAUAUAUUUUCGAUGACGAUGGAAAUCCGAUCUUGCAGUGUCCGAAUUUUGUGCAACAAGAAAAUAUUUUUGCUAAUGAACCCGACUUAAAGGAUAUAUUUCACAUUAAAUCGGAUGGGUUUGAUGUUCUACUUUCUCUUGCCAAGGGUCUUAUAACUUGGACUAAUGUUAAUCCAUCAGGUAAGAAAAAGAAGAAAGGAAAAGGUGAAGACCGAAACACUGUUAUGCUGAAAGACAUUUUUGCGGUGUCGCUGAAAAGGAAAAAGUCAAACACAGAUUCAGAUGAAGGAUUCUGUAUAGGUUUUACUUUGCAUAUAUGCGACAUAUUUGGUCCAAACCUUCUCAGUGAGAGAGCUGUGGUUUUUGAGCAUCCCAGUGAAGCACUGUGCAACCGAUACCUGCACAAGAUCCAGUCUUAUAUCACAAAACUGUUCAAACGCCCGACCUCGGUGAAGCUGUUCCUGCAAACUCAUGCAGGCGGCAAGAAUGGUAGCUCCCUAUACAAGAGCAAAGUCCUGCCACUCUUCCAGGCGGCAGAUGUCCAAGUUGACUGUGUUGAGGUCCAGCAUAAUGAACACAUCAAACAGGAAAUGGUUCAUAUUAAUCUAGAUGCCUUUGACUGCAUAAUUGCCAUGGGAGGUGAUGGCACAGCCAACAAGGUCGCUGAUGGGUUGAUGACAGCAUCCCAGCGGUGUCGUGAUGUUGAUCAGAAACUGGGCUUCACACCAGUCAGGGCAAGACUUCCAUUUGGAAUCAUCCCUUGUGGCUCCACCAAUGACAUUUGUCGAUCCAUAACGGGAUGUGAGGAUAUAGUGACCUCCAUCAUCCACAUUCUCAUGGGUCAGACCACGCCAGUUGACGUGUGCACAGCUUAUAACGAAGAUAAAUUCCUGCAGUGGUGUUUCAACUGCCAGUACGGUUUCGGUGGAAAUGUGUUGACGUUCAGAGAACGGUAUAAGAAGCUUGGAAAGCGGGGACUGGAGCCAGCCUUCAUCAAAGCACUGACUAAAGCUAAACUCAGACCGUAUGAGUGUGACAUUGAAUAUAUUGCGGCAGAACAACUGCCUUCUCAUAGGAAGCACUUGCCAUGCUUUACUGGAUGUGACACCUGCUGGACCGAGAAGGAGGCUGAUGGAGAUGAGGUCACACAGGAUCUUGUGCAGGCCUUUGAUCCCCUGGAUGAGUCCAACAACAGCGACACACUCGUUAACUUAGCGGAACAUGAGGACAAUCCUUGGCGAUCAAGAAAGGGGAAAUAUCUGAACAUCGGUCUGUUCACAAUACCUGGACGCUCGGAGAUAGCAACACGUGGUGUUAGCAAGUACUCGCAUCUCAAUGAUGGCACUAUGGAUCUAGUGCUUGUUAAAGAGGCACCAAGAAAAGAGUUCUUGAGGGUGAUUAAACGUAUGGGGACUAAUAAAGAUGCGUUUGACUUCCCAUUUAUUGAGGUGUUGAGAGUGAAGGAAAUGCGUUUCCGCCUUAGAAUUCCCUUGGGUUUCCAGUACAACGAUCACAACUUCAGUGAGAUUGACUAUGAAAUAAAUCGGCAACAAAAGAUGCUGGAAUCUGCCACAAAAUCAACGGAAAUCCUUGACAUUAAUGAGCUUAGUGAUUCUGAUGAAGAAUUGGAAAUUGACGACCUCACAACGUCCAAACCAUCAUCUGGGUCUGUGAAAUCUAAGUCAUCACUGCGAGUUGAGAAUAACAAUAAACCCAAAGCGAUGAAGACAUUAAGUGUUCAGCAAAUAGACAAGAAAAAAAUUAAUAGGACCAACACAGAAACAUCUAUAGAUACUUUCAGUGUUGAUGAUUCUGAUGAUAGUGACGGGGAUGAUAGUAAUGACGAGAAGGAAACAGAAGAAAUUGUGACGAUUGACAAAUUGGGCGUGAGAACAGUACGCUCAGCUACUGCUCCUAAGCAGACGUUACUAGGCCCUGCCUACCGUAUGACCUUCACUGAGCAGGAUCGUGCCAGACGAAUGAAACGGAGCCAGAAGAAGGAGAAUAAGAAGAAGGCUAAGGAAGAAAAGAAAAUGAAGUCAGUUUGGAACAUAGAUUAUGAGAUUUGUCAGCAAGAUUUUCUACAUGUGAAAGUUCACCAUGGUUUGCUGCGAGUGUAUGGUCGCGGUAUAUCACCAGAAACAAUAUACAGUGACCCCACACUGCUGUGUAUACCGAGAAUAUGAACGGGCCUAUCACCUAGCGCUAAUAGAACAUAGAUUGAUAGAGUGCCUGCAGGAAUAUCUUGAACUCUUUGUUGGAGUAGCUAUAGGAUUUCAUAAAACAAUAUAGAAAGAAUUUGAUUUUGUGCUGUUGGUUAGGGUGACUUGCUACAGCUUUUGUAGACAUAUAGAAAUACAAUCAAAUUUCUGCUGAAAUUAAAAGCCAUUGGAAGGGCUGUAUGAUUGUUGGACAUAAAGUGAGUUUAUGUUGUUCGUGAACAUCUGCCGUAAAGUUCUCCUGGUAGAACAAAUACAUAGAAUUUUGGUUACACUUUAAAACCAGUCCUGAGCAGUAAUCAGUACAUAUCCUCCAUAAAGGGUAAAAUUUACGAUGUCAAUAUAGGAUAUUGCUGAAAAUGUAUGUUUGAAUAAUUUGUUUUACAUCAGAUCUUUGGUAAAAUAAUGUUAGACAGCAAGAAAAAUUUGUUUAUCUGCAGUACAAUCGAAAUAGCAGGUUGCUGCCCCUUGCUCUUUUUUGCCACCCCAUCCCUCCUUUUUAUAUUUAAAAACUCAACGGCAAAUUAAAAGACAAUUCUAAUAAACAAUAAUUACAAAAGUUAGACUAAGAAAUUCUUCAGAUUUCUUUUUAAACAAAAUGUCAUCCAUGUUUUUCAGCCUUGCCUUUUGUAGAAGCAUUAUACAUUUUAUGAUCCGAGAGCUUUCCGUAUCUACAUGUUAUUUGCCAUACGAGCAUUUAAUUGAUAAACAUCAAGAAAAGCAGACCCAUUAAUGGUUCUAACCAGGCAUUAAGACUUGAACAUACAUGGCAAUAUGCCACAGGCUUUGACUGGAUCAAUCUAAACAAAAAUAUGUGUACACUAAAUACAAUUAUGUUUUAAAGAGUGUUUAUGGAAAGUCUUCAAUAUAGUGUACCAUUGUUGUUGAUGUAUUUAUAUUGUUAUAAUUCGGCAGUCCUCAAGUUCAGAACAUUCCAUGAAAUUGUGAUAAAUUUUAAUUUUUGUUUGUUGAUUGUUUUUAUUUAAUCUAUGAUUUUUCAUAUAUGUAUUCAAUAUUUAUUUUGAUGUAAUAUUAAAUAUUUAUUUUGUGUAAUUGAUGUCUUAUUUUAACUCACGUAUAACAAUAAGUGUACAUUUAAAACCUUUGUUACGUCAUACUAACCAGUGUAUUGUAACUAUUUAAAAAAUGUAUUCUUAUUUAUUCAAAAAUGUAAAAUGAAAAUAGAAAAUGCAGCAAAUAAAGUUUGUUGGAUUUUGUAAAUUUCUAAUUUUUAUCAAUUGAUGAUUGUAUCACUUCCAAAAACAAUUGUAUUCUCAGAUCACUGAUGAACUAAAUGGUUAAUAUACAAAUGAAACAAAUAUCCUAUAACUAUACAGUGCAAAAAAGAAAGGUGUUUUAAUUAUGAGUGAAACAAGUCAAUCUCACACAACAAACUUGAGAUCUAAAGUAUUACCUACAGUUAUUCUUGCCAUUAUUUAACUUAUACUGAAAUUUGUUAUUGUUAAUGGAAUCCAAAUGUCAGCCACAAUUUUAACUUAGAUUAAUUUCAUUCAUUAAUAGUGCCAUUAUAAUUUUUGACGCAAUAACACAUUCAACUGGGUUUAUUUGUAAUUAGAUUAUUAAUUUCAUUAUCAUAAUAACUGAAAUACUUGUCAUUAGUUUGUUGAGAACUUCCCUGGAGUGUAGAACUAGAUGUCAUUAGUUUGGUUGAGAACUUCCCUGGAGUGUAGAACUAGAUGUCAUUAGUUUGGUCGAGAACUUCCCUGGAGUGGAGAACUAGAAAAUUUAGCCUUACAUGUGUUUGUUUGUUAUUAAUAGCGUAGUGAUAUGCUCACAUUUGAUAUUGUGUUCAUAGUUAAUUUUCAAACGAUUGAACAAUUUAAUGCAAAAACUCUUUCAAAAGCUUAAGGCAGUUUGAAUAGGUAUCGGAGACUGUCUUUAUUGUGUAAAGAUAGUCAAUAUAAAAAUUUUUUGUUUAACACUUGAGAAUUGUUUGCUUUUCUAAAAUAUCUUUGUCUAAAAAGUAAACUGCAAUUUUAGUAUGAAAACAAGGUUUACAAGUUUAAAUAGUUAAGCACAGUUUUAAUGUGUAAACUAGAUUUAUAAAUGUUAUUAGUGAACUACAAUUUUAACCAGGUUUACAUUUAAACAUCUGACUUGUAAUGAAUAAAAUAAAUGCAUCAACUUGAUACGAUUCUGUAGCACUAACCAAGGAUAAUAAAUCUUAAAGGGACUGUCAACCACAAAGGGACUGUCAACCACGAUGACGUAGAAAAGAAAAGUUGUAAAAUACUGUAUUUUUUACAAUUAUUAGUUUAUAUUGAUUAAAAUUAUACGAGUGGUAUAUAACAAUACUUGAAAAAAGUUGUUAAGUUUUAAUAUUUUCGGUGUAUUUGAUAAUAAAAUUUUACUGGGUAUGUCUACCAGGUAACUAUACCAGUUAACUAUAAAUAAAGUCAUCAUCGUCAUGUGGUAAACCCAGGAAUGCAAAUUGUGCAUGCGUAGUGAAUUGUAUAUAUCUAAUAUAGAAAAUGAUCAAUCAACUAACGUUAUUUGUAGUGUGUAUAUCGUUAUGUCACCUAUUUUCACAAUGUACUUUCUAUUCACAUAGCGAAUUUUAUUACCAAAUAUACUGAAAAUAUAAACUGUUCAAGUAAUGUAUAAAUAUACCAGUUGUGAUAUUUUAAUCAACAUAAACUAAUAAUUGUAAAAAAUAUGGUAUUUUAGAACUUUUCUUUUUUUCGUCAUUCGUGGUUGACAGUCCCUUUAAUUAUGCAACAAAUAUAUGGUUUGUAUUGUUUGCAGGUAUAUUAGUAAUAUUGGUCCCAAACCUGAUUCCGUCCAUUGUCUCAAAAUGUUCAUGUAUGUUAUAUAUGAUUUUUAAGUUGUGGCAGUAUACUGUAUUGUGCUGUGGCUACAAGUAAUGUGAUAGAAUUUUUUUAUAUAUUUUUGUUUACAUUUUUCUCUAAUUAAUUUUUUACAUUUUUGUUUACAUUUUGUUUUAACCGUUUUCUCGAGUGUUUGUUUAAGCAUGCUUUAGCAAUGUUUCAUAGCAACAACUAAUAUUCAUUGUGUAUUAUUUUAUUUUAUAUUAAUGUUUGUUUUGUCAAUAUUUUGGAUGAAAUUUGCCAUCCAUUUUUAAAUAAGUAAUGUGUUGGUUGAGUUUGUAUACAUGUGUGUGUCUGCUUAUUAUUUCUAUAUUGCAGUUCAUGUAUGAAUAUGGAAUGUUUACAGUUCUCCUCUGUGUAUUCAUUCAUAUAUCAAACAUAAAAAAAAUGAAGACUAUCAGGAGAGAAUGUCUUGUUCUUGUCCACUAAUUUAUAACAGAACGCAGUCCUUACAGUUAGCUCCCUUUCUUAAAGUAGUUUACGUGCUAAUGCAUGUGCAAAAAAAAUUGACAUUAAUAUUAUUAUUAUUAUUUUGAUCAUCUGGGUAAUGUUUUAUAAAAGAUCUUAAUAAAGACACAUUUUUGUGAUAACUGAUUUUGUAGCAAAAACAAAUACCAGCUUGUGAUUCAUGUUUCUAAAUAGAAAUUAAUGGUAUGUGGGUAAUGCCAAACAAUAAAUACAAUUUCCGUAAUAAAGUACAUGCAAUUCUAUGUCUUUCUGAUACAACAUUUAUGCCUUUUUAAAAAUUGCAUCAUACUUUGAAAUUGUUGUAAUAGGUUAAGUACAUGUGGCAUUAUGUUCCUUCAUUUAUUAAAUGGUUCAACUAUUUCACUGAUAUACAUUGAUAGUUGCUUGGAAGUUUUCAUUAAUUGGAUGUCAGCCUUCAAACUAAACAUGAAUCAUAUCAAAAACUGAAAUUAUUGUAUAUGGGACCAGGCAACAGUUGGCGAAACUGAGUACUUCAAGCAUGGCUAUUGGUGGCUGCGGAGUGAAAUUCAUCAAUCAUGUAAGAGACCUUCGUGUUAUCAUGACCAACACACUUAACUUUAACAAAGACAUACAGGAAAAGUGUCAGAGCACUCAUGCACAGCUAUGAUAUAUCAAAGCUAUACGUAAAUAUCUUACAAAAGAGUCGACUGCAUCAUAAGAACAUUGAUUAGUUAAUUUGCAUAUUGACUUUUGCAAUGGUCUUUUUAGCUGACCUGAUUGCUCAGGUGAGCUUUUGUGACUGUUCUUUGUCCGUCGUAUGUCCGCCCGUCCGUCCGUUAACAUUUGCUCGUAAACACUCUAGAGGCCACAUUUCUUGUCCCAUCUUCAUGAAACUUAAUCUGAAGCUUUGUCCCAAUGAAAUCUCGGCCGAGUUCGAAACUGGGUUGUGCCGGGUCAAAAACUUGGUCACUAGGUCAAAAAAUAAAGAAAAACCUUGUAAACACUGUAGUAGUCACAUUUCAUGCCCAAUCUUCAUGUAACUUUGUCAAAAUGGUUGUCUUAACCCUUUCCCACUCAGAGGCAAAGAGAAAAUUGCUAUGGGAAAACAACAUAAAACCAGAACAGCCUGCGAGUUACUCGCAGUCUGUUCAGGUUGUAUGCUGUUUGCUUCUCAUCAGUAUCUAAGGGUUGGAAAUGAAGCCUUUAAAACUUGAAUCUAGUAAGAAAGGUAUUUAAUUAAAUAUAACUUUCUAAGAGACUACUAACACGUCAAAAUACAUAUCUAAGUGGGAAAGGGUUAAUGAUAUCUUGGUUGAGUUCAAAAGUGGCUGUGAUCCGUUGAAAACAUGGCCGCCAGUGGGCGGGGCAAUUUUCCUUAUUUGGCUAUAGAGAAACCUUGUAAACACUCAAGUUGGUCAAAACAUUGGUUCUAUUGAUGUCUCGGACGAGUUCAAAAUGGUCAAGAUCGGUGUAAAAACAUGGCCGCCAGUGGGUGGGGCAUUUUUCUCUAUAUGUAUAUAGUGGCAGUUUUCCCUAUUUGGCUAUAGAGAAACCUUGUAAACAGUCUAGAAGUCACAAUUUUUGCCCAAUCAUCAUGGAAGUUGGUCAAAACAUUGGUUUUAUUGAUAUAUCGAACGAGUUUGGCCGCCAGUGGGGGGGGGGGUAAUUUUCUCUAUAUGUAUAUAGUGAAAACAUGUGAACACAGUAGAAGUCACAUUUUUGGCCCAAUUUUCAGGAAAUUGGCUCAGAACAUUUGUUUCCUUGAUACGAGAGUUGAGUUCAAAAAUGGUUCUGGUCAGUUGAAUAACAUGGCUGCUGGGAGGGGGGCAGUUUUCUCAUUAUGCCCCCCUCCCCCUUUCAAAGAAGAGGGGGUAUAUUGUUUUGCUCAUGUCGGUCCGUCCGUCCACCAGAUGGUUUCCGGAUGAUAACUCAAGAGCGCUUAUGCCAAGGAUCAUAAAACUCCAUAGGUACAUUGAUCAUGACUCGCAGAUGACCCCUAUUGAUUUUCAGGUCAUAAGGUCAAAGGUAAAGGUAACGAUGACCCGAAAUAGUAAAAUGGUUUCCGGAUGAUAACUCAUGAACGCUUAUGCCUAGGAUCAUGUUACUUCAUAGAUACAUUGAUCUUGACUCGCAGAUGACCCUUAUUGAUUUUCAGGUCACUAGGUCCAAGGUCAUGGUGACCCAAAGCAGUAAAAUGGUUUCCAGAUGAUAGCUCAAGAACCCUUAUGCCUAGGAUCAUGAAACUUCAUAGAUACAUUGAUCAUGACUUGCAGAUAACCCCUAUUGAUUUUCAGGUCACUAGGUCAAAGGUCAAGAUCAAGAUGACCCAAAAUAGUUAAAUGGUUUCCAGAUGAUAACUCAAGAACGCUUAUGCCGAGGAUCAUGAAACUUCAUAGGUUCAUUUAUCAUGACUCGAAGAUGACCCCUAUUGAUUUUCAGGUCACUAGGUCAAAGGCUAAGGUCACAGUGACCUGAAAUAGUAAAAUGGUUUCUGGAUGAUAACUCAAGAACGCUUAUGCCUAGGAUCAUGAAACUUCAUAGGUACAAUGAUAAUGACUCGCAGAUGACCCCUAUUGAUUUUCAGGUCACUAGGUCAAAGGUCAAGGUCACAGUGACCUGAAAUAGUAAAAUGGUUUCUGGAUGAUAACUCAAGAACGCUUAUUUCUAGGUUCAUGAAACUUCAUAGGUUUAUUGAUCAGGACUCGCAGAUGACCCCUAUUGAUUAUCAGGUCACUAGGUCAAAGGUCAAGGUCACAGUGCUAAAAAACGUAUUCACACAAUGGCUGUCAAGGUCACGGUGACUCAACUUAGAAAAAUGGUUUCCAGAUGAUAACUCAAGAAUGCUUACGCCUAGGAUCAUGAAACUUCAUAGGUACAUUGAUCAUGACUCGCAUAUGAAAUUAUGAUGAAACUUGACCAGGAUGUUUGUCCGGACAAUAUUUAGGUCAAGUUUGACAUUUGGUAAAGAUUGAAUGAACCGACUCCUCUCAGGUGAGUGAACUAGGGCCAUCUUGGCCCUCUUGUUACUGAAGUUCCUGCGUAUCAAAUCAAGAAGCUACAGCUAGUACAAAAUCAUGCUGUUAGAGUACUGGUAGUUAUGAAGGUUUCUUUUAACCCAUUUGUGCCUAGUGUCUUGAAAAAGGCCUUGGCAAACAGCGUAAACCCAGAUGAGACGCUGCAUGAUGUGGCGCGGGGUCUCAUCUGGGUCUGCACUGUUUGCUUAAAGGAAUUUCUGUAAGAAUUAUUCUAAAUAUAGGUAUAAAUAUACUAGACAUCCCUAAUUUUGGAAAAAAAUGAUCAAAUUUAGAAGGAUGGGAGAGUCCAAUAGGCAUAAAUGGGUUACAGAACCAAUCGCUGAUCUUCCAGUAAAAGCCAGGGUGAUGUUUAAAGUCUUAGUUGUUUUCUUUCGGUUAAUCAAUAGAGCAGCUCCAGUAUACCUUAGGGAAAUGUUUAUACCUGCUCAAGGACACUACAAAUUAAGAUAACAAAAAGAGACAACAUUCUACAUCCCUAGACAAAGAACACAAUUCGCUGAUAGAUCUCUUGUCUUCAUUGGUCCAAAAUGGUGGAACAAUCUACCUGAGUACCUGAAGAAUUGUCAAUCUGAAGCCACGUUUAGAUCAAGGCUGAAAACACAUUUGUUUUCACAAUUUUACAAACAAUGAAUGUACCAGUCGAAUUAAUAUAAAGUUAGAAUUUUUAUAAACUAGAAUAGUAAAUUCUGAUUGUUUUAAAGUUAUUGAACAUAAGUGCAUAAUUUAUUGUUUACAAAUGGUCGUCUUAAUGCACAAUUUGUUAUUAUGAAGCACAGUAGAAUAUGUAAAGAAUUCUUUUGCUAUAUAAAUGCUAAGUAUUAGAUGUUUUUUUAUAGUAUUAAAGCAACGCAUAUGUGUCUGAAGGUAUUUUAAAUGUAAAAAGUACAGACAAAUAUAGGAUUUCAAAAUAAGUCAAGCCAAAAUCCAAAUAUGUGUUUAAAAUUCUGAUCAUCUGACGUAGAAAAAUGUUGCAUAACACUGCAAACAAUUCUAUAAAAUUAUAAUAAUGUUCUUUAUUGCAAUUGUUUCAAAAGUAAAUUAGAUAGAUUACUUGUAUAUUUUUUCCAGGUGUUACUUGAAGAACAUGGUUUUUUUCAUUAAUAACCUUGAAUUAUGUAACACAACAUGUAUUUACUUACGUUGACUGUUUUGAUCACCAUAUUAUUAUUGUAUUUCAUACAGCCAUUUACAUAGUUUGCAAUACAGCAGUAAUGGAUUCCUACAAACAUUACAAACGUCAUUAUGACUGGCUUAUAUAUGGCAUUGAUUGUCUUUGAUUUUAGUAUUGUAUCAGUAUCGUUAUAAUUGUUCUGUGUAUUAAUAUUUUUCACUUUUGAAUUUUUAUUCCAUUUUACUGGAUUUAUUUAGAAUAAAAGUGUUUGACACUAAUGCUUGUAGUUUAUCUUAUCAUACUUGUCCAUGAUCACUCAGUCAAUGUCUGCAACGCCACGUCAUGGCACUUUAAAUUUAAAUGAUAUUUUUUUCUUGACUGUUUGUAGGAUCAAAACAUGCGUAUUUAUGCCUGAAGGCACAAAUUAAGGCCUGCAGUUUCAUUUCAAGGGGCCUUAUCGCGUUUUAGUAAAUUGACACAAUUAAAAAAAAAUGGUUCAGAUUCGCAAAUUUUCAUUGUAGUUACAUGUAUGAUAUUUGUGAGGAAACAGCUAUGCUGAACAUUUACCUUGCUCUAAAAUAUCCAUUAUAUGCAUCUUUUGAAAAUUUUAAAAAGCUGAAAAUUAUAAAGCGUUGCAACACAAAACCAUUGAAUAAUUUUAAGAGUUCUGUUGUUGUCGUUAUAUUUUGUGACACUCAGAGGAUUGCUUAAAUAAAGUAUAAAAUACGCCAAUCAUUGUAUGAGCAUGGAUGGCCGAGCGAUCUAAGUGUUAGACUUUUACUCAAGGGGUAAGUGGUUUGAGCCCAGAUGAGGGUGAUUUUUUUUUUUCUUUAAUUUUAUUCUGUUUGUUUUUUUCACUGGAGCUUUUUUUCUAUUUAUCAAUAUAAAGCAUUUACUUACAAAAUUUCAAUACAUGUCAAAAUCUGUGAGAAGGUCCCUUUAAGAAUACUCCUUCAUUUUAAGGUACAAUUCUUACCUGCAGGUUAAACUUAAGCUUAUCCAUGAACUACCGACAGGAUCUAUAAUAAAUAGGUAUACUUUGAGUCCUACAAAAAUAUGCCUACAGGCACAAUGUUACGGAUGCAGGUAUGUAUUAAGACCUACAUGUAUAGGCCCAUUUAAGAAUUAUCCUACUCUUGAUUAGGUACAAUUUGUAUCUGAAGGUUCAUGUUUAACCUAUCUGCAUAAAUAUGUAAUGUAUGAAGAGUAUGUUUGAAUGAGUCAACUUUUAUAUUUAAAUGUAUAGUUUUCAUUUGUAAUGUUACAUUGACACGUCUUUUUAAGUGUUUCAUUUUUGUCAUCUAAUAAUGAAUCUUUUUGUACACAUCAUGUUAAGACCUUCAAUUUUUUCAUUUGAUAAAAAAUCUUAUUUUACAUGUAGAUGUUCUUACAUUGUAUAAACUUCAUAUAAAAACAGUACAUGUACAUCAUAUGUUCAUAAUUAUCAGCUAAACAAUGGUCUUAUUGUUGUUAUUUGUAAGCUCAUUGCUGAUGUCAAUCUUUGUCUGUCGUUUAUCAAGAUUUACCUUGUGAGCAUUCUAGAUCCUGUAUUUAUUGUUCAACCUUCAUGAAACUUGGUCAGAACAUUCGUUACAAUCAAAUCUCAGCCAAGUUCUAAACUGGGCCAUGUCAGAUUUAAAACUACUUCACCAGGUCAAAUGAAAGAACAAGCUUUUGAACACUA
Molecule: messenger RNA, 11497 nt
Organism: Dreissena polymorpha
Lineage: Eukaryota; Metazoa; Mollusca; Bivalvia; Myida; Dreissenidae
Product: ceramide kinase-like protein
Exons: 13
Coding region: 143-2356 (737 amino acids)
Molecular function (GO): kinase activity
Source: RefSeq, a predicted model, not a curated record